GAGUGUGUAUUUCUUUAAUCAUUCCUCUGUACAAUUACAAAACUACAAAUUAAUUGAUCCAGGCGCGUGAAACCACUAUCCUCACUAUUUACGAAUAAUAUCCCAUUUCUCUUCCUUCCUAAUUCAGAACUCUUAUUACAAAUUGACAAUCAUAUAUUUUUCUUAUUAUAAUAUUAAUAAAUUAUCCUCAAUAACUGUGGGCUUUCGCUUUAUAAGGGUGUACCUCCCCUACAUUCUCAUUCAUACACUCUCAAUUUUUCCAGCCAUAUUUUAUAGAGAAGAAGGCUAAGAGAUGGGUUCGUAUCGAUCUUCUUGUUCGGUGACCAUAGCCAUGGUCGUACUCCUCCUCUUCACGAUCUUUGCCCUGUCGUCCGCCCUGGAUAUGUCGAUCGUCUCCAACAACGAUGGAUAUGGUGAGAAGUCGACGGGAAGGACUGACGGUGAGCUCAGAGCUAUGUACGAGGCGUGGCUAGUCAAGCACGGCAAGGCCUACAACGGCUUGGGGGAGAAGGAAAAGAGGUUUGGUAUCUUCACGGAUAAUCUCAGGUUCAUCGAUGAGCACAACGCUCAGAACCUCAGCUUUAAGCUGGGUCUCAACCGGUUCGCCGACUUGACCAACGAGGAAUACCGGUCAAAGUACCUAGGUACCAAGAUCAGUGGUAAGAAGAGGAUCAGCGAACGUUAUGCACCACGAAUCGGAGAUGAUUUGCCUGAGUCCGUUGACUGGAGGAAGAAAGGCGCUGUCGUCGGUGUUAAAGACCAAGGAAGCUGCGGGAGUUGCUGGGCUUUCUCAACGAUUUCUGCUGUUGAAGGAAUAAAUCAGAUUUUGACCGGUGACCUCAUCUCACUAUCCGAACAGGAGCUUGUUGACUGUGAUACUUCUUACAACGAGGGAUGUAAUGGAGGUUUGAUGGACUAUGCUUAUGAGUUCAUAAUUAACAAUGGUGGUAUCGAUAGUGAAGAAGAUUAUCCGUACAAAGCUACUGAUGGAAAAUGCGAUCAAUACAGGAAAAAUGCAAGGGUGGUCACAAUUGAUUCUUAUGAAGAUGUCCCUGUGAACGACGAGAAGGCAUUGCAGAAGGCGGUUGCAAACCAGCCUGUGGCUGUCGCCAUUGAAGGAGGUGGCAGGGCUUUCCAGUUGUAUGACUCGGGUAUAUUUACCGGAGCCUGUGGGAUUUCACUGGACCAUGGUGUUGCGGCUGUGGGAUACGGUACAGAAGAUGGUACAGAUUACUGGAUUGUGAGAAACUCUUGGGGCAGAAGCUGGGGUGAGGCAGGCUACGUCAGGAUGGAGCGUAAUCUUAAAGGCACUUCCACAGGCAAGUGUGGAAUCGCAAUGGAGGCCUCUUAUCCCAUCAAGAAAGGGCAAAACCCUCCCAAUCCUGGCCCCUCUCCUCCAUCUCCCAUUAAGCCUCCGGCAGUCUGUGACAAUUACUAUUCCUGUCCUGAGAGCAACACAUGUUGCUGUCUUUUCCAGUGGGGCAAUUACUGCUUCUCAUGGGGUUGCUGCCCGCUUGAGGGUGCCACCUGUUGCGAUGACCAUUACAGCUGCUGCCCAAAUGAAUAUCCCGUCUGUGACGUCAAUGCAGGCACUUGCUUGAUGAGCAAGGACAAUCCUCUGGGAGUGAAGGCACUGAAGCGCACACGUGCGAAACCUCAUUGGGCUUUCGGAAAUAAUGGCAUAAAGAGCAGCGCUUAAAGCAAGGGUAAACAAUGCGUCAGAAGCUUGGCUUAUAAGAAAUUACAGUACGCUUAGUGUUCUUGUCUUGGCAUACUCUCAUUUCAAUCCCAUCACCAAUGUCAAUAUGUAGAUUGAUGGAAUAUAAUAUAAAAUAUGACUCUGUAAAUACCGCUCUAUUUUAUGCUGCAUUUGGACGACAGGCUUAUAUUGUCAGCUUCGAUGUACUCUGUAAAAGUAUAAUUGUAGCUACAAGUUUAAAGAAGCUCCAAAAAUAUUUUAUAAUAUUUUUAUUACAUUUUUCUCC
This is a messenger RNA of Cannabis sativa, 1985 nucleotides long. RefSeq names its product cysteine proteinase mucunain. Lineage: Eukaryota; Viridiplantae; Streptophyta; Magnoliopsida; Rosales; Cannabaceae. The record is from RefSeq and is a predicted model, not a curated record. Gene Ontology annotation, molecular function: cysteine-type endopeptidase activity. Bases 293 to 1699 code for a protein of 468 amino acids. The transcript is spliced from 5 exons. Gene Ontology annotation, cellular component: lysosome.